Ochotona curzoniae (black-lipped pika) is the source of this 918-nucleotide messenger RNA. Its product is annotated as probable histone-lysine N-methyltransferase PRDM7. The transcript has 8 exons. Gene Ontology annotation, biological process: positive regulation of reciprocal meiotic recombination; regulation of DNA-templated transcription. The coding region runs from base 25 to 918 and encodes 297 amino acids. Gene Ontology annotation, molecular function: histone H3K36 methyltransferase activity; recombination hotspot binding; histone H3K4 methyltransferase activity. Gene Ontology annotation, cellular component: nucleus. Lineage: Eukaryota; Metazoa; Chordata; Mammalia; Lagomorpha; Ochotonidae. The record is from RefSeq and is a predicted model, not a curated record.
AAGGAUGAGAAUAAAGAAUUUCAGAUGUACAACUUACAAGAAAGAAAGGGUCAGACAUACCAAGAUCUUAGUGAGCCACAAGAUGAUGAUUACCUGUAUUGUGAAAAGUGUCAGAAGUUCUUCCUGAAAAGCUGUGCUGCUCAUGGACCCCCAGUAUUUCUAAAGGACAACCCAGUGGAUAAGGGACAUCCUAGUCGUGCUCUCCUCAGUGUGCCCACUGGGCUUAGAAUUGGCCCAUCCAGCAUUUCUAAGGCUGGGCUUGGAGUGUUUAAUGAAGCAUCUGAUCUACCACUGGGGUUGCACUUUGGUCCUUUUGAGGGCAAGAUCACAGAAGUGAAACAGGAAGCCAACAGAGGGUACAGCUGGCAGGUAAGAACCAAGAGGAGAAACAGCUAUGAGUACAUGGAUGGUAAGGAUACUUCUUUGGCCAAUUGGAUGAGGUAUGUGAACUGUGCCUGGAAUGAUGAGGAGCAGAAUUUGGUGGCCUUCCAAUACCAUAGACAGAUAUUUUACCACACCUGCCAAGUCAUCAAACCAGGCUGUGAGCUUCUAAUAUGGUAUGGGGAUGAGUAUGGCCAGAAGCUGGGUAUCAAAGGAAGCAACCUCGACCCUGAAUGGGCCAUAAACAUGAUUGAUCGUGAAUGGGAUGUAAACGCGAUUGUAAAUGGGCCGGGAUUGCAGGUACCCACUGCAACUGGUGUUGGCUAUGGCUACCAUGAAAAUCCCAGGGCCAUAUCAGAGGCUCUGAAGUUUGCAACACAUCUGAACUCAGGGCCAGCCUGUGCAAAGGUGGCAGCGGGCCAGGGGCUACCACCUCCCACUCCCCAGACCUGUAACCACCUGAGUAUUCGAGAUUGGGUGUCUACGUGCACCCCACAGAGAGCACCCAUGGCCAAACAAAGGUCUCAGUGGUGGUAG